UGUCUAAUCGAAAAGAGGUGUUUGCUUAGUGCAGUGCGUCAUCAUACGUGCGCCCUCGUGACAAAUAGUGACUGCACCCGACAGCCCCUAGCAUCCUGCCAAGCCUAAAUAUUUGCCUAUUCCACUAGUAGACUAGCGUGAUUUAUCAUAUAUUAUUACAUUCCAUUUAACUUUUACAUUUCGUGUACGAGUGUGUAUUAAUCAAUACAGUUGAUUAAUAUUUAAUUGAUAUAUAUAUAUGGUAUUCCUCUAAACAAGCAAUUCGUCGUCUUCGUGGCCGUCGUGGUGUGUCCAUUCAUAUACGUUGAAUGAGCGAAUGCGUGUGCUUUGCUGUCGAAGUGACCUGACCGAUGAAGAUGCGAUUAAAAAGUGAUCGAGAAAUUAUGGAGAAUUCAAUGCUUGAGGAGGAUCCAAAUGGCAAUUCUGCGCUUGAACAGUCAUUCACCACAGAAGAUAAGUCCCCACGUUGGGGGCCGCAACACAAGGGUGCUCAAGAGCUUGCAAAUUUGUAUGGGCCAGGUAAACGCUUUCAGGAGAUAAUUUGCGUUUAUACAUGUAUUGCGCUUAUGAUAAUAGACCUCUUAUUGAUCCUGAAGCAUAUACAUUUUGAAAGACUGAGUGUGGCAUGUGUAUCGGCAUUGUGUGGUAUUAUAACUGCCGAUUUUGGAUCUGGUCUAGUACAUUGGGCUGCAGACACUUGGGGUAGCAUUGACUUACCAGUCAUUGGAAAGAACUUUUUGCGGCCUUUUCGUGAACAUCAUCUGGAUCCAACAUCUAUAACACGACAUGAUUUCAUCGAAACCAAUGGCGAUAACUUCAUGGUUAGCAUACCCAUAUUGGGAUUUUUAGCAUACAGCUUUAAUACUAAAUCACAUCAAGACAUUCAACAAGAUUUUGGCUGGAUUUCAUAUUUAUUUUUGUGUUCAAUAUUCGUGGCCAUGACAAAUCAGGUGAGUUGAUACUUAAGUGAUGUUGACAUUUGUUAUGUUUUCUCUG
Rhagoletis pomonella (apple maggot) is the source of this 996-nucleotide messenger RNA. Its product is annotated as plasmanylethanolamine desaturase-like. The record is from RefSeq and is a predicted model, not a curated record. Bases 351 to 959 code for a protein of 202 amino acids. NCBI's taxonomy places the organism in Eukaryota, Metazoa, Arthropoda, Insecta, Diptera, Tephritidae. The transcript is spliced from 4 exons. Gene Ontology annotation, molecular function: oxidoreductase activity.